Adineta steineri is the source of this 1029-nucleotide messenger RNA. Lineage: Eukaryota; Metazoa; Rotifera; Eurotatoria; Adinetida; Adinetidae. The record is from the annotation of a GenBank genome assembly.
AUGAUUCAUCAUUUAUCACCAUUAGUUGAACAAUUAAAAUUGAAAUCAAAAUCUAUUCUAUCAGAUUGGCAAGAAUAUAAUCGUAAUUUACUUCAAAUAGAAAUUUUUUUACGUGAAGCUAAAGCAGAAGCAGAAAUUGAUCGUGUAGAAAUAAGUGUAGUAAAUGUUGAAACUUAUGAAAUGAAUCGUCAAUUAUCUGGUCAUUGUGAUGAUCAAAUAUCAAUAAAAAUUAAUGUAAUAACUCAACGUAUUCAACAACAAUGGACAAUAGUUGAACAACGUUCAAAAGAAAUAAUUAAGUCAGCACAAGAAAUAGUUCAUAAUUUCACAGACAAUUUAAUAGUUUAUUCGUUAAUUUAUUUUGAUCGAUUGAGUGAAGUUGAAAGUCGAUGGUAUACAAUUCAACGAGAAAAAUUUACAUCGGAUGUAGAAUCACUUUUAGAAAAAGUUGAAUAUUUAUCAUAUUUUAAACGUGCUAAACCUUUUUAUGAAAUUAUAAUUGAAUAUUUUCAUAAAAAUGAAUCAGUUAAAAAUCGUAUAAAACAACUUGAAAGUAAUCAAUAUGAUAAACUUAAUUUUGCAGUUUUAGUCUUAACUGUUUUUGUUGCAGCAGUAGUUGACUCAAGAAGAUUAUCUUAUUCAAGAAGAUUAUCUAAUUUAAAUUUAAAUAGUGAAGAAAAAGAACUUUUACUUCAAAUUCGUGCAGCAUUACAAUUAAAUUCUAGUUGUAAUGCAAUCACAUAUAGUUUGAAUCAAACAGCAAUUAACACAUAUGAUGAUAAAAGUUAUCAAUGCCCAGAUGUAACACUAUCUAAAAGUGGUUAUUGUAUUCUUCUAAUAAAUGAUGCAAUUAAACGAUGUAAUGCUGAUCCAAAAUGUAGUGGUUAUGCAAUGACAGAUAUGUUAGAUUGGCAAGAUCAGUCUGAUGUUGCUGUUCAAUUAUUUACUACUACAACAAGCCCAACUAGUAGACCAGCAAAACCCAAUCGAUGGUUUAUUUUUCAGAAAACAUGUUGGAAAUUUUAUUAA